This is a messenger RNA of Lodderomyces jiufengensis, 2343 nucleotides long. Its product is annotated as tetratricopeptide repeat protein. Gene Ontology annotation, molecular function: protein binding. The record is from RefSeq and is a predicted model, not a curated record. The transcript has a single exon. The coding region runs from base 1 to 2343 and encodes 780 amino acids. Lineage: Eukaryota; Fungi; Ascomycota; Pichiomycetes; Serinales; Debaryomycetaceae.
AUGUCAAAUUUGGAAGAUAUAAAGCUAAAUCCUUAUUCUUUAAGAGUAUUUUUAAAUAUUGGAUUUCAACAAUAUAUAGAUAAUAUUGUAAAGAAUUUAAGCGAAGGAGAAGAUAAAACAUUAUAUUCAAGAAAUCAACAAGAUUAUGAUAAACUUGAAUCAGAAUUUCACUUUAUUUCUCAAUCUAUUAUGACUACUAUAGAUAGAACUGAUUUUGAUGAAGCAAAAUAUUUACCUAAAUUUGAUAUGAAUAAUAAAAAUUCAACUUUAUCAAUUGAAUCUAUUGAAAAUAUAUUAUGUGGAAGAAAUCUUACCCCAUUUAGAUAUACAAAAGUUAAAACUAAAGAUUUAAUAUUAAGAGCAUUAUUUAAUCAAGAUGAAGAAGUUUUUAUAAAUAAUCGUGAACAAGUUGCAUCAAAAAUAUUAAAUAUAUUAUAUUUAGUAUUAGAAACAUAUCCUGAAUUUAAGUUUAUUGAAAAUGAUUCAAAUAAAAGUUUAGGCUUAUAUUGUUUAAAAUAUCUUGAAUCAGUAUCUUCACUUUUUUCAUCAUCAUCAACAAACCAAGAGGAAAAUGAAGUUUUAUUUACAUCUGCAUGUAAAUAUUUAAAAAAUGAUUAUUCAGAGGACAUACCAUAUAAUAAAUUUUUUGAAUGUUUUGAAACUGUAUUUACAACUAUUUUAAAAUAUAUAAUAUCAAGUUCAAAUUCCAAAAAUGAGUCAAAUUUUGAAACAUUUAAUAAAUUAAGAGAAAUAGGAAAUAAUCUUAUGUCAUUUCAAUCAUUUGGUCAAGCUAUAAAAGUUUAUACUGAAGCAUUGACAAUUGAACCAAAGUAUAAUUAUGAAGAAGAUUCUCAAAUUUAUACUAAUAGAGCAAUUGCAUUUAUAGGAAUUAAUUGUGUUCCAGAAGCUAUUGAUGAUUUAAAUUCCGCGUUAGUUAUUGAUAAAGCAUUCGCUCCUGCAUGGACUCAAUUAGGUUAUUGUCAUUUAUAUAUGGGUAAUGGUUUAAUGGCAUUAGAAUGUUAUUCAAUUGCAUUAAAAUGUGCUGUUGGUGAAAUUCUUCCCUAUAGAUUCCCAAGAGAUAAGAAAAUCGUUGAAGAAUAUAGAGAAUUGAGACAAAAGACUAUAUUACCACAAUUUGUUGAAAGAUUAAGUGCUGCUAUAGCUUUAACUGAAAAAAGAGCUUAUCAACAAAAAGUACCAGAAGCUAAAAUUAAAAAAAUUGUAAGUGAAGUAAGAAAAACUUUAGCGCAUUUAAGAGCAAUUGGUCCAGAAGGUGAUAGAGAUUAUUUUACAUAUAUGCCAGUUUAUAGAGAUUCCACUUUGAGAAAUCUUUCAGAAAGAGCUAAUGCUAAUAGACCAAAUAUCCUAACACCUGAAGUUAGUCAAAAUAUGUUGGCUAGAAAUGGAAUGGAAACUGCAACAAUUACUCAAAUAGAUGCAAUUCCUCAUAAUGAUGCACCUAGAGCAACUACAACUACUACUGGAGUAUCUGGACCUCCCAAUAAUAACAAUAAUAAUGGACCAAGAUCAAGAAGAACCAAUGGAUUUUCGGUAACUGCUGUUGAUGCAGAUGGAAAUCCGGUUGAUGGACUUCCAAUUGGUAAUAUCGCAGAUUUUAUUGAUGAAUAUGACGAAGGUAUUGAAAAUAGUAAUAAUAGAGGUGACAAUAGAGGUUUAGGGGGACUAAGUCAAAAUGUAAGUGAGCUUUUGGGAGCAUUUACUCGACCACAGCAACAACAACAAUCAGAACAACAACAACAGCAGCAACAACAACAACAACAAAAUCAAAACACAAAUCAAAGUCAAAAUACCAACCCCAAUACUAAUACCAAUACCACUACAAAUGAAACCACGAACACAAAUGAAACUCCAAAUCUAAAUCAAAACCAAAAUCAAUCAAAUGUUCCUCCUGAUUUUAGAAGCAUAUCGGAUGCUAUAGUUCAAGGUUUAGGUAAUGUAUUUGGUCCUUCUAUUUCAAACACAUUACAAAGUAUGGGAGUUGGUACAGGUGGAACAUCAGGUAGUAAUGUUUUCGUUAAUGGAGUAGAUGUUACAGCAAUAGUCAGAGAUUCAGUUCGAAAUCAUUUUGAAAAUCAAGAUCAAAAUCAAAAUCAAAAUCUAAAUCAAAACCAAAACCCAAGAAAUGGUUCGACUCUGUUUCAAACUCAUGUUCAAAGUCAAGUUCAUUCCGAAGCAACAAAUUCAAAUCAACAACCUUCAAAUACUCAACCUAAUAACUCCACUACCAAUAAUCCAAAUACUUCUUCAUCCACAAAUGCAAACACUGAGCAAACUAAUAAUCAAACUCAAUCAGAUCAAGAUCAAGAUUUAGAUUUGGAUUAA